CCCCCCCCCCCCACCCACAGGGGAGAGAGCCUGCCGGGAGUCUCACUGGGUCCCAUACGCAAGGCGGAUCUGAAACAUUCCGUGAGAAUAAGAAAUGGUGGAAAUUCGUGAGAAAACCAUUACUAACGGACUAUCCAUCCAUGAAAAAGCACCUUGGUGAAUCUGUGUAUGCUGAAAGGCUGGUAAAAGAUAUUAUGGGCCAGGGUAGAGAAGCUAUGCUGGGAUUUUGGAAGAGUCUUUGUCCUACAGAGUGAACAACCUCACCCCAACCUGCUGGGGGCGCUGGAUGAACUCACCCACACAGGGGAUCAGCUGGAGAGGAACAUUACUUUGGACAAGGAGGGACAUCAACUACACGAUGAUCUCAAAGCCUGCCAGUCACAGCACAGACAGAGUCUAAUGGAGAAAACGGAGAACCUGGUGGAACGGAGAGCCCCAGGAUGGACCUGUGAGAGUUUCAGUACCUCUGAGUGCUAUUUAGAUGUUGUCAUUGUCUCCAGCCAGCACUUCAGGACACCCACCCAACACGAAGUCAUAGAAAGAGGGGAAACGGCUCAGAGUAACCUGGAGAGGAUUAGCCCUAAGCGGCUGUUCCGCUGGUGCCACAGAAAGAGAUGUGUGCCACAGGCAGUGCUGGUGAGCGGAGUGCCAGGGGUGGGGAAAACCACAUUAAUGCAGAAGUUUGUCUAUGACUGGGCCGCCAAUGGGAACCUCUACCAGAGAUUUGCCUUUGUCUUCUCCUUCAAAUUCCGGGAUCUCAAUAAUAAGGAGGAGCUGAGCCUGGCACAGAUGAUUAUUAAUGAAUAUCCCUAUCUACACAGUCAGCUUGACAGAAUAUUACACAAUCCUAAGCAUCUACUCUUUAUUUUUGAUGGCCUGGAUGAAAGCAAAUAUCAAAUUGAUUUAAAUCAAAAUCAACUGUGCACCAACCCCUGUUCCAUACAGACAGUUAGUGCGAUUGUGUCCAGUUUGGUGAGACAGUCUCUCCUUCCCGGCUGUUCUGUCCUAAUAACCAGUCGCCCAACCAGACUAGCAACAGUUGACUAUUCCAUCUUUAACAGAAUAUCUGAAAUUAUGGGCUUUUUUUCCCAACAAAAGAGAAAAGUAUUUUCUGCAUUUUUUUAGAGAUUAUACAAUGGGGGAGAAGGCUUUCCAUUAUGUGAGGGAGAACGGGAUGCUGUACACAUUCUGCUACAUCCCAUCCUACUGCUGGAUCAUCUGUACCGUCUUAUCCAUGUGCUUCAGGGCCCAAAGGGCAAACUCAGCGCAGACUGUGGAAUUUCUUCCCAAAACGGUCACACAGCUUUAUGCCAGUUUUAUUAGUAACAUCCUUGCCAAUCACUGCCAGGCAGGGUCUAUUGAUAAGAAUUUCCUGAUAUCCAUUGGCCGGAUGGCAGAGUAUGGGGUAAAUAGUCGCAUUCUUUCAUUUACUAGAGAACUUUUAGCCGUAUAUAGUGUGGAUACUUCGUCACAUUUAGCUACAAGCUUUGUGAUGGAGAGUGGGCAGCCUCCCCACGUGUCCUAUUCCUUCUUGCAUCUAACCAUACAGGAGUUCAUGGCUGCCUUGGGUCACUACCUUGACUAUUACCCUGAGGGGCUGCAGAAGGCUCUUGAGGAGGCAAAAUUAACAGAAGACGGCCGUGGGGAAAUAUUCCUUCGUUUCAUAUCAGGACUAUCUGACAGUUCCACCAGAUCCCUGUUGAAGCCGUAUGUAGGGGAUUUAUCCGCUCCAGCCGCCAAACAUGUUAUCAGCUUUCUCCAGAAUCUUAUUCCUACCCCACAGACACAAUAUGAUGACUGUAGGGAAGUUCUCAAUGUAUUUGCCCGUCUUGCAGAAUCCCAGUACAAGGAACUUGUGUCCUCAUCCAUCGGAUCAAACAGACAAUUUCAGUUUUCUGAAUUUUACCUGGCGCCUCUGGACUGCACAGUGUUGGCUUUCAUCCUGGAAUCCUGUAGGGAAACAGAACUUCUAAACCUUGGUAUCUGUUUUAUUCAGACAGAAGGACUGGAGAGACUCACAGCGGUUCUACACACUGUUACUGAUGUCAGACUCACAAAAAACAAUCUGAGGGAUGAGGACAUGGCGCACAUUUAUUCCAUAUUAACCCGCCCAGAUUGCCGAAUCCAAAGGCUCAGCCUGAGGAACAACGGCCUGAGGGAGGGAAGCUGUGCUCUGCUGGCCUGGGCAAUUCAUGAAAACACAUCCCUGAGGGACCUGGAUCUGUCGAAUAACAAACUGGCCGGGGAGGAUUUCUAUCAGUUGCUGAUGGUUCUGUCUGACCCAGCCUGUAGGAUAGAGCGUUUGGCACUCCAGGAGGCCAAGCUGACCCCAGAAUACACCGAGUCGUUCCUCUCCCUGACUAACAACCCCAACCUCAUGUCCCUCAAUAUCAGCACCAAUUUCUUUGGCAACGCUGGUUACCCCCAUAUACAGAAACUUAUACUGGAGCACCCCAGCCUGAGGGAGAUCAGAGAGAAGCCAAAGCGGAGUGGAUUUAGGCACACAAACUCAAUGGUGUGUGUAUUUGCCCCAAUAUCUGCUCCAUGUGCCAUACCUGGCGCCAUGACUGUCAGUGCACUGGUUGGAAAUGAACGCCUUUUCAGAGCAAACAAAAAGAAACCUGUUGAGGUUACAGAACAACAAACCAGAAGUGACUGUUAUUUGGGAUAAGUGAAUGGGAACAAGUGGGUCUGUGUCACAUUUCCCCAAUAAUAAUGUGCUACUCCAUCAAACCCAGUGAUGAAUAAAUUACUUUAUAAAUACAAA
Messenger RNA from Xenopus tropicalis (tropical clawed frog), 2767 nucleotides. Its product is annotated as NACHT, LRR and PYD domains-containing protein 3. The record is from RefSeq and is a predicted model, not a curated record. The transcript is spliced from 10 exons. Lineage: Eukaryota; Metazoa; Chordata; Amphibia; Anura; Pipidae. Bases 1136 to 2671 code for a protein of 511 amino acids.